AUGGGAGAGGAUAUCACGAGGGAGCAACUGACCCAGGAGCACCCAAUUGCAGUUGCUCAACACCAGGAUAAAAUUUCCCAACCUCCAGAUGAGAAAGCUCCCUCCACUACCAAGGGCACCGAGAAGGCCGGCCUCAAAACUAUCUUCAAGGCUUUCUCCUCAGACAAGUCUGCAAAGAUUACCGCCACAACGGAGCCCCACCACCGCUUCGCCCUUGUUCCCGACGCACCAGGCGGCCAUGAGCACUAUCUGAAAUCGAGUCACCGGCAAGAGAAACUCUCUGACAUGUGGAGAUCCCUCUUAGGCCGGAAGCAGAAGCCAGAGGCCGAUCAGGACCUUUCGCUUGUCUCCAACUGGGUCGAUUCACUAAAACUCGAGAAUGAAUUGGCCGGCGAUAAGAAGGGUGGACCUAAUGCGUCGUCCACCCUAGUCGAGAAGUACGGAACAUGCCAGGAAGUGGUCGGCCGCGGCGCCUUUGGCAUCGUCCGAAUUGCGCACAAAAAGGUGGGUGGCAACGUCGACCAGCUCUUCGCUGUUAAGGAGUUCCGUCGCCGACCCGACGAGACAGAGAAGAAGUACAGUAAACGCCUUAUUUCUGAGUACUGUAUAUCAUCUUCUCUUCGACACCCGAAUAUUGUCCAUUCCCUCGACCUACUGAAAGAUAGUAAAGGUGACUACUGCGAAGUUAUGGAGUUCUGUGCUGGUGGUGAUUUAUAUACCCUCAUUCUCUCAAGUGGCAAGCUGGAGGUUGAGGAGUCCGACUGCUUCUUUAAACAACUAAUACGAGGCCUGGAGUAUAUGCAUGAGAUGGGCGUUACACACCGCGACCUCAAACCAGAGAAUCUCCUGCUCACCACCCACGGCAAUCUUAAGAUCAGCGGCUUUGCCAAUGCAGAGUGCUUCCGAAUGGCCUGGGAGACGGAUGCUCAUAUGGUCUCGGGCCUGUGUGGCUCCGCGCCGUACAUUUCUCCCGAGGAGUAUACGGACAAGGAGUUCGAUCCUAGAGCCGUCGAUGCCUGGGCCUGUGGCGUCAUCUAUAUGGCUAUGCGAACAGGUCGCCAUCUCUGGCGCCAAGCCAAGAAGGAUGAGGAUGAAUUCUACGCUCGCUAUCUAGAAGGUCGAAGGGAUGAGGAGGGCUACGGACCUAUAGAGUCCCUACAUCGGGCACGAUGUCGAAACGUCAUCUACUCGGUUCUGGACCCUCAUCCUACCCGUCGCUUGACAGCUACCCAAGUCCUCAAGUCGGAAUGGGUUCGUGGAAUCAAGCUAUGCAGGGCUGGUGAAGAGGCUCUGUAA
Molecule: messenger RNA, 1296 nt
Organism: Ilyonectria robusta
Lineage: Eukaryota; Fungi; Ascomycota; Sordariomycetes; Hypocreales; Nectriaceae
Product: kinase-like domain-containing protein
Exons: 2
Coding region: 1-1296 (431 amino acids)
Biological process (GO): protein phosphorylation; intracellular monoatomic cation homeostasis; intracellular signal transduction
Molecular function (GO): ATP binding; protein serine/threonine kinase activity
Source: RefSeq, a predicted model, not a curated record